Messenger RNA from Drosophila serrata, 1692 nucleotides. Its product is annotated as A-type potassium channel modulatory protein KCNIP1. Lineage: Eukaryota; Metazoa; Arthropoda; Insecta; Diptera; Drosophilidae. Gene Ontology annotation, molecular function: calcium ion binding. The record is from RefSeq and is a predicted model, not a curated record.
AAUAUAUAAAUGAAUAAGGCCCUGAGAAAUCAUUAACAAAUUAAAACGAAACACGCAAGGGGAGAAGGGGGCCCCGAAAGGCAGGCAAGGCAUCAAAUAAUAAGGACGAAAAGUAGCCCAGAGUCAAGUGUUUCACGAGGAGCUGUGUUUGCGUUGGCAUGCUUUGAGGUUAAUACCACCCGUCACCCAGUCCUGUUCCCUCCGCUCCGCUCCUGCUCCUGCUCCUGCUCCUUCAGCUGCCGCUCAUCUCUGCCGCCGCUGCCACUGCCGUCACCAUCAAAAGGCAUCGAAGCAAUGGUUGCCUCAUUAGCGACUUAGCGGAAUGGCGUAAAGGAAACCGUAACCGAAAACCACACAAAAAAAAGGAUACGCUAAAAGGGAUUUCGCGCAACAGCAGCCGGCAACAUAAAAAAAAGGGACAAAGAAAUUGAAUACUCAUAGCGAAUUUUAGGCAUAAUGAGUUCGUUCUCUUGACUCUAGAAAGAAAAUAAAAACCGAGCACCUCAAAUGCAAAUUGAUAUUAAGCCACAUAAAUCGUAAUCAGCAAGCAAAUUAAUUAAAUUGGAAGAAAACCAGACAGCAAUAAGUAAGAAGCAACCAUGGCCUCGCCACCGGAGAGUCCCAUCGAGGAGGUGGUCUAUGAGUUGGAACACACACGAGUGCCUAAGCCCAUACCCGUUGCCCUCGAGGAUCUGUGUCGGCAGACCAAGUUCACCAAACAGGAAAUCCGCGUUAUGUACAGAGGAUUUAAAACGGAAUGCCCCGAGGGCGUGGUGCACGAGGAUUGUUUUAAGGAUAUUUACGCCAAAUUCUUUCCACAUGGCAAUUCGAGUUUAUACGCUCAUUAUGUGUUCAAAGCGUUCGAUGUUAAUUGCAAUGGCGCCAUUAGUUUUCGGGAUUUAUUGGUCACCUUGUCGACAUUAUUGCGCGGUUCGGUCUACGAGCGACUGCGUUGGACCUUUAAGCUGUACGACCUCAACGGCGACGGCAGGAUCAGUCGCGGUGAGCUGAGUGAAAUUAUUUUGGCCAUACAUGAGCUUAUGGGAAGGAGACCACAUCAGCCCGAGGAUGAUCGCAAGGCGAGGGAUCAGGUUGACCGUGUGUUUCGGAAGCUGGACUUAAAUCAGGAUGGCAUUAUUACGAUAGAGGAGUUCCUGGAGGCCUGCCUGAAGGACGACUUGGUAACGCGUUCGCUGCAAAUGUUCGACAACGACCUUUGAUGACAAGAGGACGAGGACGAGCCAGAGCUGCGCAAUUCCAGGACUAUAAGAUCUCUUAUAGAUCUCUAAAUGCAAUAAGCAACGCAACCAAACAAAUUGACAACCUCAGAAAAAACCAAAAAGAAAAACUUUACAAAAAAAAAGGGAGGAGGAACCCCAAAAAACACAACCACAAAGAAUAUGACAAACAAGAAACACCAGUGAAAUUGAUGGGAAAUAAGGAAAUGAAACAUAUUAGUAAUUAAAUAAAUUAGCUUAGGCAACAAACAAACAAACAAAUAUCGAAAGAAGAAAUCUUUAAACUUUAUGAGUGUGUUAUUAUAUAACUAACAAUGAGGUCGUCAAAGAUUGAUCAGAUUAUAAAGAAUAUGUCAUUUUUUGAGCAUAUUAUGAAUUUAAUCCUGCCGUGGAAAGCGAAUUGGUCUUAUAUAUGUAUUUACUAUAUAAAUUUAUACAUGUAUAUGUAUAUUAU